This is a messenger RNA of Peromyscus eremicus (cactus mouse), 2773 nucleotides long. RefSeq names its product autophagy related 4D cysteine peptidase (gene Atg4d). NCBI's taxonomy places the organism in Eukaryota, Metazoa, Chordata, Mammalia, Rodentia, Cricetidae. The transcript has 10 exons. Gene Ontology annotation, molecular function: protein-phosphatidylethanolamide deconjugating activity. The coding region runs from base 166 to 1593 and encodes 475 amino acids. The record is from RefSeq and is a predicted model, not a curated record.
AUGGCGCUGGUUAUAGAAUCCCGGGUACCUGCAGCGGCCGGAGCCGGGCCCGGGAGCUCGGCGCCCGGUACCGAGUAGCGCUGUUCUGGCCGCGGGGCUGCGCUCGAGGGUUCGCAGUUCCCCUGACCUCGGGGGACACCUGCGUCCUUCCUCCCCGGCGCGUCCAUGAACUCGGUGUCGCCGGCCGCGGCGCAGUACCGCAGCGGGAGCCCGGAGGACGCGCGCCGGCCCGAGGGUCGCCGGGCGAGGGGACAAACCCGGAUCCCGGAUCCCAACAGCCUGGGACCCUCGGGGUCGGGCGGGGCAGCUCUAGGAUCGUCUGGGACCGACCCCGCCGAGCCUGACGAGGUGGACAAGUUCAAAGCUAAGUUCCUGACAGCCUGGAACAACGUUAAGUAUGGUUGGGCAGUUAAAAGCCGGACCAGCUUCAGCAAGCUCUCCAGUGUUCACCUCUGUGGGCGGCGCUACCAUUUCGAGGGAGAGGGUGACAUCCAGCGGUUUCAAAGAGACUUUGUAUCUCGACUAUGGCUCACAUAUCGCCGGGACUUCCCACCCCUAGCUGGGGGCAGCUUGACCUCAGACUGUGGCUGGGGAUGUAUGUUACGAAGUGGCCAGAUGAUGCUGGCCCAGGGCCUGCUCCUGCAUUUUCUGCCUAGAGACUGGAGGUGGAUGGAGGGCACAGGCCUGGCUCCCCCUGAGAUGUCAGGGCCAGCCUCUCCCAGCCGCUACCGUGGGCCUGGUCGUCGUCGUGUGCCCUCACGAUGGACCCAGGGUACACUGGAGAUGGAGCAGGAUCGUUGGCACCGGCGGAUUGUGUCCUGGUUUGCUGACCAUCCGCAGGCCCCCUUUGGGCUACAUCGGCUAGUGGAGCUUGGGCAGAGCUCUGGCAAGAAGGCGGGAGACUGGUACGGGCCCUCUGUGGUGGCACACAUCCUCAGGAAAGCUGUGGAGAGUUGCUCGGAGGUCACCCGCCUGGUGGUGUACGUCUCUCAGGACUGCACAGUGUACAAGGAGGAUGUGGCACGCCUGGUGUCCCGGCCAGACCCCACGGCUGAGUGGAAGUCUGUGGUCAUCCUGGUACCUGUGCGCCUGGGUGGGGAGACCCUCAACCCCGUGUAUGUGCCCUGUGUGAAGGAGCUCCUUCGGUCAGAACUCUGCCUAGGCAUCAUGGGGGGCAAACCCCGGCAUUCGCUGUACUUCAUUGGCUACCAGGAUGACUUCCUGCUCUACUUGGAUCCCCACUACUGCCAGCCCACAGUGGAUGUCAGCCAGGCUGACUUUCCCCUUGAGUCCUUUCACUGCACCUCGCCCCGCAAGAUGGCCUUUGCCAAGAUGGACCCCAGCUGUACCGUAGGGUUCUACGCUGGGAACAGGAAGGAGUUUGAGACUCUCUGCUCGGAGCUGAUGAGGAUCCUCAGCUCCUCCUCAGCCACAGAGCGAUACCCCAUGUUUACUGUGGCUGAGGGCCACGCUCAGGACCACAGCCUGGAUGCCCUCUGCACCCAGCUCUCCCAGCCCACACUGCGGCUGCCUUGCACAGGACGCCUCCUGAAGGGCAAACGGCCCAGCUCUGAGGACUUUGUGUUUUUAUAGUGGGAAGGGAUGGGGAAAGAUGCCAGACUAUUUAUUUUUUUAUUUAUGUCAUGUCAGGUAUGGGAUCUAGAACUCCGAUGGCAGUGCUGGAUCCCCUGUCCUCAUGUCCCCCAUCCUCCCCAACACAGCUGACAUCUGUCUAGGCCCCCAGCUUGGGGCUGUGCCCUUUAGCUGCCCCCAUGCCCCCUCAGGAGCCAGGGAUGGAGAGUGGGCUCCAGGGCACUCACUCAGGGCCUGAUUCAAGUUCUGUAGCCUGCACUGGAUCACUGUACUCACUGGUCCCAAGGUCCCAAAGCCCCUGUCCUGGGAGAACCGACUGGCUGCUGGGUGGAGGCUGAUAAAGACGCAGACUUGAACACGCUGGGGUUGCUUGACUUUUCAGGCUGUUUUAUACACAGUUCGGACAGCCUGUUUCCACACUGAGAAGAGACAGCCAGCGUCCUUGCGUACAGGCAGAUUAUACAGGUUGGGGGAGGUAACUAGUCAACAGCUUGGUUGUAGAGGUAGCCUGCUCCCUUGGCCCUCAGGGGUGGCUCUGCUGUUUCCUCCUCUGGCGGCCCAAUUGGCGGAAAUGCAGCCUUUUUGGGUUGAGACCAAAGGCCUGCAAUCUCUGUCGGCUGAACUUGUGACCUCCAAGUGUCACCGUGGGACCCAACAGCCUGGCCUUCUUGUUCUUGUGCCUCUGGGAAGCUGGCUUCUCUGGGCAGGGUGUGUGUGUGAACUCUUCUUCCUUGGCUACUUGGAGCUUGUGGGAAGAGGUCAGAGUCUGAGACCCAUCAGCCACGGACAGCUGUCCCUGUGGGCUGGCCUUGCCCUGGGACUUCCCUGUGGCUUCUGUGGGCAUUUCCAUCCUACAAGAGAAAAAGUCAAAGUUCAGGUCAGCUUGCUGUUCAGAACAGGCAGUGAUUCCCCCAUUUUUCUUUCGUUCUUUUUGUUUGUUUGAGGAGGGUAUUGUGUAGCCCAGGCUACCCUCAAACUCUGUGUACCCAAGGAUGCCCUUUAACUUUUUUGUUUGCUUGUUUUUUUUUUUUUUCUGAGACAGGGUUUUUCUGUGUAGUUUUGGAGCCUAUCCUGGAUCUCACUCUGUAGAUCAGGCUGGCCCACUCAGAGGUCUGCCUGCCUCUGUCUUCCGAGUGCUGGGAUUAAAGGCGUGUACCACCACCACCCAACUAUCCUUUAA